Branchiostoma floridae (Florida lancelet) is the source of this 5045-nucleotide messenger RNA. Its product is annotated as cartilage intermediate layer protein 1-like. NCBI's taxonomy places the organism in Eukaryota, Metazoa, Chordata, Leptocardii, Amphioxiformes, Branchiostomatidae. The coding region runs from base 252 to 3797 and encodes 1181 amino acids. The record is from RefSeq and is a predicted model, not a curated record. The transcript is spliced from 9 exons.
CCGAUUACUGUCGUAGUCAUUAUUAGUAAACGCAGCCUUUAGAACACGGCGAUGAUUAAAAAUAGGUCGUCGUCAGACACAAGGCGAGAAUAUUAGGAGUGCAUCAGAAGCCCGUUUCGAGGCUAUCCUUAAUUAACUUGGCUUCGUGAUAGAGCGAAGUUCUUCGAUAACUAUCCACAGACGAUCUAGUCUCGCCAAACACCCGGCCAGAGACGGUCGGAUAUUCGGUAGCUUCUUAAAGAAUUGCCACCAUGAGGGUCAUCAUCGGCCUCGUGGUUUGUCUGACCGUUGUGCUGUAUGUGGCUCCUGUCGGCGGAAGGCGAGUGAGAAAAAGGUGUAAGCCGUUGGAGUUUCCAGACACGACAAGGGAUUGCGACAAGGCGCCGAAUGCAGAAGGCUGGUACCCCGAUAAAACCGUCUGCACGUUUGAGUGCAGGGAGGGAUGUGUGAGGGACAAAGGAAAGAGCAGAAGAGUUUGCAAGGUCAGGGGCAGGUCAAAAUGGUGGAAGCCUGCAGGAACCGGACUGAAGUGUCUUUGCCGUACCUGUUACCGCCCCCCACCAGCGGUGACGAACACGACCGGCCCCUGUAAGUAUGGGGACUACGCGGCAGGGGUAACCUGCACCUACCAGUGCGCCGAUGGGUACGUCAAGGUCGGCGGAGACCACAGCAAGUUGUGUAACAAUGGGAAAUGGACCGGAGCUGACCUUAUAUGUGAAGCGGAGCCUGACGUCGACGGAAACUGGGCAACGUGGGGAUCCUGGGCAAGCUGUGACGUCACGUGUGGGGGCGGAGUCCAGACCAGAACCCGGACCUGUACCAACCCUGAACCGUCCGGGGGAGGGGCUGACUGUGUGGGCAACCCUUCCCAGACCAGGGAGUGUAAUGGCUGGCAAUGCCCUGACUGCUCGCGUGUAUGUGACGUGGGGACGCUGAACGCCGCCUGUGACGCCUGCACCUGCGACGGACACGUGCUCACCGGGCACGUCAUGGACACCAGGCGUGUUCCGCUCAGUGACGCUGACAUCUUCUACGCCGAGAGGCCAGACGAAAGCGUGGCCUCUACCGACGCGAUGGGGAACUUCGGGUUGACCGGCGCCUGCGCACAAGGAGUAGAGAUCAUCGUCAAAAGGAGGGGGUACUUUGACGCUCGUGCAAACUCCGAGCAAGUAGAUGCUACGACGUCAUCUGUACGAGUAAACAUGUCCGCCAUAGUACCGCCAGUCAUAGAUCAACAUCCACAGUCCAAGAAGCGAAUCGCGGGCCAAGACGUGACGUUCUGCUGCGCUGCACAUGGCAACCCGCCGAUCUCCUCAUACGAAUGGUUCAAGGACGGCCUCGUGUUGGAUGAGGCUGUCUACAACUACGACGAGACGCUCACCAUCACCGCCCUGACCGUGGGUGACUCCGGAAACUACCGAUGCCGAGCCAACAGCGAUGCAGGGGCCAAGUAUUCAGAUGAGGCAACCCUUAAUGUCGAGGCAGACAGUAUGACCUCCUGUGCCACGGAGCCUGAGCAGAACGUCAUCAGCCUGCCUGACGACUGCGUGCAGGAGGACACCAACAGCACCGGGUACGACAUCGGCGCCUGUGGCGGGGACGACUGUGUGGGUGACCUGGGGGAGGACGACAAGGCGUGCGUGGACACCAUGAGGUUCUGCUGCGUGACGACCAGCACGGAGACACGCACGGUACAGUGCUCUGGUUACAGCCUAAAUGUCACCGUCACAACGGAAUGUGGGUGUGGGAGCUGUGUAAAAACCUCCACCAAACGAAUCCAGGGGCGGGCGUACGGAGUGAACCGUACAGAUAAUGCCAGCACUGAAGUCCCGUUAAAGUAUGGUCCCGUCAUCAAGGAUGGACAGGUAGUCGAUAUCACAAGUGAGACAGGGAUAUUUGAGUUCACCAUAGAAACUACUGCGAGUAAGAUAGCUCUGACGUUUCGAGAUAAUUUCAAGAAGCUGGUGACUAGUACCAGAGUGCUUUCCUUGACCGAUAGUGAUACGUUGGACUUUGAUGUAGUUAUGAAGUUAAGGCCUCCACCUGUGACCUUGAUGUCAUCACAAAACAACGUCAUAGACUUGGGGACAGUGGAGGGGGAAGAGCCACUCGCAGAGUUAGACAUUCCCGCCAAUUCCUUAUUCACUGCGGAUGGGGAGAUGUUUUCCGGUGAGGUAAAGGCCUCCGUUUCGUUCAUUGACCCCAGAAACCCAGACGACUUUGAGCUUAUACAAGGAGAACUAACAGCUGUUGAUGUAGAAGGGAGGGAGGAAACAAUGGAAACGUUCGGCAUGUUUAACAUGGACUUUGAAACUGAGGAAGGGGACUCUUUAGAACUGGGAGGUAACGUUUCUGUUCACAUAGAUCCUGCUCAAACUAACAUUGACCUCACUGACGUCGAUGAAAAUGGUAUUUUGGGAACAAAGCUGUGGCUGUUGAGUCAAGACACUGGUCUUUGGGAGGAAGCGGGAAGUUUAAGAGUGGGAACAGCAACAAGGCGAAGGAAAAGGUCAACAUUUAUCAUAGGAGAGUUUCUGUACGUCGCAGACAGGCCAUGCAAUUUUGACCGAGUUGAACCCUAUCAUAGGCGUUGCUUUGCCCAAGUCCGUGCCUACGAUAGUCUGUCAAAUUUCUAUCGUAGCAAAUCCACAGGCAUACGUACGGGAGCAGUCAGGGACGCAGAUGUUGCUUUGGUGACAACUAGUAACAGGGGUGGAUUUUCAAGGUUGAACUCCCUGAGCGUGUAUCGACGAGGUAGAACAAAUUCGAAUGGCAGGAUUUGUUUAGAAACACUGUGUGAGCCUACGGGUAAUGAUUUCAGUGCCAGAAUUAACGUCGUGAAAUAUAACAUACACCUCCUGGCCGCGUUGUAUCCAGGGUUCGACGCAAAUCUCCAGAGUACUGUUGAGGUAAAACACGAUGGCAAAACUUUGAGUUUUGAUGUCUUUAGGCCAACGCAUACUAAUGGCCCUAUAUAUACCUAUUACGAUUGGCGUCACUGUUAUUAUCAUUCAACCGUAGCCGACAACCACUUUGCCUUCGUUGACGCCACUUAUCGACCAUACGUCUUCCCACCAUACUUCUUCAACCAAAACCAGUACAGUCAGCCCAUAACAGUGACAUCUUGGUAUCCCAAUGAAAAUGACUUCAAAAGUGUUUGCUUCAUCAAAGUGUUUGUAAAAUUUGAGUUCGAAUUUACAACUAUCGAGGUUCGUGUAACGAGUAAAGGUGGGGGAGUGUAUGAACCUAAUACGGGAAUAACGUACGGUAUCAGAGAGGAUAGGACGGCAAAAGAUCCUAGCGAUUCAACAUCAGGUUUUGCCUGCGUGGAAUUCAAAUGUCCCGGUCCAAUUCUCGAGAGUCGAUCGCCUACGCGACCACAAGAUACCAGUCCGCCGUUCCCUGGCGCGAACGACAGCACCAAAAUUACUAUCACUGCAAGAAACUCCAUUUGCACCUAUGAUACACGCUUUGGGUCUUUAACAACGGAGGGAAUAAACAAUAACCUAUUAAAAAAUGUAACCGACGCGGUCAGGGAUGGGAAUACGAUCGAAUUCACAGUUCCGAACGGCAACGACUUUGGGAGGGACUAUGGCAUCUAUACCGCAACAGGCAGCGGAGAUACUGGCUAUCGCCGUGCCUUAGACUACUGCCGAACCGGGUCUGAUUCGGGUCGAAUCGGUGGACUGCCAUUUGAUUAUGACCAGUACUAUGCCGUUAGGUUCAACUGCGGUAACAUCGUCUUCCCACCUACGCAGGGUACCUGGAUUCUGGAAGACGAAUUCGAGCCAAUUUAGUAAACAUUGUUCAGAAUCUUCAAUACAACAUACAUCCAUUCGUGUUCUACGGGGGUUCCUUUCUAUCAUAUCAUAAUGUCGACGAAUAAAUGUUUCUUAUAUCCAGUUCCACACAACAUUUGAUAAACAAGUUUUUCUACGCGUACUUAGCAGCAAAGGAUAUUUCCUCUGUUGCAGGUGACUGAUUAUCUAACAGUUAGGACCGGUGUGUAGUUGAUGAUGAAUUUAGUUGAGAAGAUUCUAUCCACAUGCACAUGAUCGAGAGCCUAUUUCUUCAAUGAGCAUUCAGCAACAACUUAAACCAAUUGGACAAAGUCACCAGUACUUAAGCUCACAUCCUUCCCCGCCAAUGUCUGAUGUGAGAUAAACGUAGGAAAGGCGUUGAUACUUUACAAUAAGUUUACUGAACCCUGCGACAGUUAGCAUAAUUAGUAGGUAGGUAGACUAAGCCAUUAAUUUACCGGUAAUGUUCAUUUCGCCUGUUGGCAUUCCUAGUUAUUCCUGUGUAAGGAUGGGGCAGGUAAACAGUUUAGGCUACAUCCAGAUUUACAGUGCACCACUGCUUCUUGGCGUAGAGACAAUUGCUUGUGCUUACCUAUUUAUUAAAUCCCAUUAAUAUAUGCAAAUGUAGGAUAUUUAUAGUAGCCUCGACAUGACGUAACUUUAUUGAUAAUUGCAGUUUAUUCACCAACUUCAAAAAUGUAGUGGAGCACGGUCAAGGAAAGCACUACUCGUAUAUCGUAGAUAGAGGUAGAUGCUAUUGUUGUUCUGCCAUAGUAAUUCCAUACCAGAUGUACCAUAACUUUAGUGUUAGCAAAUCUACUAUAUUGACAUGUAUCUUUUGUGGUGAUCCUUGGAGCAUCUAUAGUAAAGUUGAAUGCAUGAUCAGUAAAAGCUCUUUAUAGAAAAUGACAUACAGUGCAACAUUAUAUAAUGAUAUACAACAAUAACUCCUUCGAACACUAGUAGUAUCUCUUUUAGCGGGUCAAAUGUCAUAUAUGCUUAGUUGGUACACCAAAAAUGAAUUUAACACUUGUACAUGCAAUAUGAUGGCUUAAAGCGUCUAAGUGAAAAAUUUCAUCAUUUUAUGCAUAUGUUACAUGAAUGCUCAUAGAGUGCAAUGUUAUCUCCUAUAAUCAUCAUAAAGGUUUAUUAUCGGGUGUAUUGUAUAGUAGAGUGGACCCAUUCCUCAGGUAACCGCCACCUAUCACACAAGUCAUCCCUCAGUUACACAUCUGGAGCCGCAUA